AUGGGGAACUUUGUUUCAGCUUGUAGCUUCGGGAUCUCCCCCAGAAUGAAGAACAACAAGGCAGCUAGAGUUAUUUUCCCAACUGGAGAAAUCCGCCAGUUUCAGGAUUCCGUCAAGGCCGCCGAGAUCAUGCUCGAUUGCCCCAAUUUCUUCCUAGUCAACUCACAGUCGUUGAAUAUCAACAGGCGGUUCUCGCCUCUCUCAGCCGAUGAAGAUCUGGAAUCUGGAAACGUCUAUAUUAUGUUCCCGAUGAGGAGAGUGAAUUCAAUGAUCACGCCAGCGGAUAUGGCGGUUUUUUGGAUGUCGGCAAAUAGCGCACCGAAGAGGAUUUCAGGAAAGAUAUCUCCGGAGUCGACACUAGGUGGUAAUGAGGCGGAGCAGCCGAGGUUGGUGGUGGAGGUGCCGGAGUUUAGUUAUCGGUUAGCGGUUUCCCGAUCACGGAAGCCAUUCCUGGAUACCAUUACGGAGGAGCCGGUUCGUUCAAAGUAA
This is a messenger RNA of Cynara cardunculus var. scolymus (artichoke), 489 nucleotides long. RefSeq lists its product as uncharacterized. The transcript has a single exon. The record is from RefSeq and is a predicted model, not a curated record. The coding region runs from base 1 to 489 and encodes 162 amino acids. NCBI's taxonomy places the organism in Eukaryota, Viridiplantae, Streptophyta, Magnoliopsida, Asterales, Asteraceae.